CCGAUGUGCGCCCCCCUUCCGAGUCACGCCAUUGGCCACGCUCGUUUACAUUUUGUGUAAAUCCGAGACUGAUUUUGCCCGCGGGUCGCACUACAAACUACUCAGUUGUUCACAUUUUACAAACUGCUGAAACCGAAGCGACUGACAACGUUGUUCGUAACGUAAAACCUCACAAACCGGUGAAAAUGAAUGGUUUCCACGGUCUCAUCUUCGCGUACCUUGUUAUUUCCACGCUGAAUCUCGCUUCAAGUAUGUCGACUAAGAAGGCUAUGAUGAACCAUGGAAGCAUGAAGGGGGCCGGGAAGCAGCAAGGCUUGUCACGUGGCAACAAUAUGCAGAGCACGAUGUCACCGUCCAGCGCACCGAGCGAAGAAGACGAAGACGAGUCCGCGGAAAGCGAGAGCAUGGAAGCUGCGCAGAUGGGCGAAGGUGGAAACAACUGCACGAUGUCGGGUAUGGACAUGAAUGCAAAAAAUGACAUGACCAACGGCGACAUGAAAGGGGGCGUGACAGCCUCCCCAAUGAAAAACAUGAAGAGCAAAUGGGACAUGGGCAUGGCGAAGGCAAACUGCACCGCUCAACAAAUGGGAGGCACGGGGAAAGGCGGUGGGAAUAGCAUGAUGAUGACAACGAUGAUGACGAAGGAAAAGAACAAGAUGCCGUCGACAAUGGCGACGCCAAGGGGACGUCGGAACUAAUAGCACUUGCCUCCGGGACGUCAC
Messenger RNA from Rhipicephalus microplus (southern cattle tick), 722 nucleotides. RefSeq lists its product as uncharacterized. The record is from RefSeq and is a predicted model, not a curated record. NCBI's taxonomy places the organism in Eukaryota, Metazoa, Arthropoda, Arachnida, Ixodida, Ixodidae.